Molecule: messenger RNA, 6441 nt
Organism: Capra hircus (goat)
Lineage: Eukaryota; Metazoa; Chordata; Mammalia; Artiodactyla; Bovidae
Gene: IRS2
Product: insulin receptor substrate 2
Exons: 2
Coding region: 55-4038 (1327 amino acids)
Biological process (GO): insulin receptor signaling pathway
Cellular component (GO): cytosol; plasma membrane
Molecular function (GO): insulin receptor binding; phosphatidylinositol 3-kinase binding
Source: RefSeq, a predicted model, not a curated record
CCCGCCCCCGGCCCCUCCAAGCCGGGCCGGGCUGCGCGGCCUGAAGCGCCCGCGAUGGCGAGCCCGCCGGAGCACGGGCCCCCCGGGCCGGCGGGCGGGGACGGCCCCAACCUCAAUAACAACAACAACAACAACAACCACAGCGUGCGCAAGUGCGGCUACCUGCGCAAGCAGAAGCACGGCCACAAGCGCUUCUUCGUGCUGCGCGGGCCCGGCGCGGGCGGCGACGAGGCGGGCGCGGGCGGAGGCCCGGCGCCGCAGCCGCCGCGGCUCGAGUACUACGAGAGCGAGAAGAAGUGGCGGAGCAAGGCGGGCGCCCCGAAGCGGGUCAUCGCGCUCGACUGCUGCCUGAACAUCAACAAGCGCGCCGACGCCAAGCACAAGUACCUGAUCGCCCUCUACACCAAGGACGAGUACUUCGCCGUGGCCGCCGAGAACGAGCAGGAGCAGGAGGGCUGGUACCGCGCGCUCACCGACCUGGUCAGCGAGGGCCGCGCGGGCGCCGGCGACGCGCCCCCCGCCGCCGCCGCCACCUCCGGGUCCUGCAGCGCCUCCCUGCCCGGCGCCCUGGGCGGCUCGGCGGGCGCCGCCGCGGCCGAUGACAGCUACGGGCUGGUGGCGCCCGCCACGGCCGCCUACCGCGAGGUGUGGCAGGUAAACCUGAAGCCCAAGGGCCUGGGCCAGAGCAAGAACCUGACGGGCGUGUACCGCCUGUGCCUGUCGGCGCGCACCAUCGGCUUCGUGAAGCUCAACUGCGAGCAGCCGUCGGUGACGCUGCAGCUCAUGAGCAUCCGCCGCUGCGGCCACUCGGACAGCUUCUUCUUCAUCGAGGUGGGCCGCUCGGCCGUGACGGGCCCCGGCGAGCUGUGGAUGCAGGCGGACGACUCGGUGGUGGCGCAGAACAUCCACGAGACCAUCCUGGAGGCCAUGAAGGCGCUCAAGGAGCUCUUCGAGUUCCGGCCGCGCAGCAAGAGCCAGUCGUCCGGCUCGUCGGCCACGCACCCCAUCAGCGUGCCUGGAGCGCGCCGCCACCACCACUUGGUCAACCUGCCCCCGAGCCAGACGGGACUGGUGCGCCGCUCGCGCACCGACAGCCUGGCUGCCACCCCGCCCGCCGCCAAGUGCAGCGCGUGCCGGGUGCGCACAGCCAGCGAGGGCGACGGCGGCGCCGCGGCGGGGGCGGGGGCGGGGGCGGGGGCCGGGGCGGCGGCGGGCAGCCCCCUGAGCCCGGGCCCGGUGCGCGCGCCCCUGAGCCGCUCGCACACGCUGAGCGGCGGCCGCGCGGGCAAGACGGCGCUGGCGCCGGCAGGGGGCGGCCUGCAGCACAGCCGCUCCAUGUCCAUGCCCGUGGCGCACUCGCCCCCGGCGGCUACCAGCCCCGGCAGCCUGUCGUCCAGCAGCGGGCACGGCUCGGGCUCCUACCCGCCGCCCCCCGGCCCGCACCCGCACCUGCAGCACCCCCUGCACCCCCAGCGCCCCUCCAGCGGCAGCGCCUCGGCCUCGGGCUCCCCCAGCGACCCCGGCUUCAUGUCCUUGGACGAGUAUGGCUCCAGCCCCGGGGACCUGAGGGUCUACUGCGGCCACCGGAGCAACACGCCCGAGUCCAUAGCUGAGACGCCCCCGGCGCGGGACGGCAGCGCGGGCGAGCUGUACGGCUACAUGACCAUGGAGCGGCCGCUGAGCCACUGCGGCGGCCGCGCCUACCGCAGGGUCUCCGGGGAUGGCGCCCCAGACUUGGACCGAGGGCUGAGAAAGCGGACUUACUCGCUGACCACGCCUGCCCGGCAGCGGCCCGCGCCCCAGCCGUCCUCCGCGUCCCUGGAUGAGUACACCUUGAUGCGGGCCACCUUCUCGGGCAGCUCCGGCCGCCUGUGCCCAUCCUGCCCCGCGUCUUCUCCCAAAGUGGCCUACCACCCGUACCCUGAGGACUACGGCGACAUCGAGAUCGGCUCGCACCGCAGCUCCAGCAGUAACCUGGGCACGGACGACGGCUACGUGCCCAUGACCCCAGGCGUGGCCCUCCUGGGGACGGGCAGCGGGAGCUGCAAGGGCGACGACUACAUGCCCAUGAGCCCCACCAGCGUGUCGGCCCCGAAGCAGAUCUUGCAGCCGCGCGCCGCACCCGCCGCCUUGCCCCCUGCGGGGGCCGCGGUGCCCACGCCCGCGUCGGCGGCCGGCAGGGCUUUCCCGGGCACUGCGGGCGGCUACAAGACCGGCUCCCCGGCCGAGAGCUCCCCCGAGGACAGCGGGUACAUGCGCAUGUGGUGUGGUUCCAAGCUGUCCAUGGAGAGCGCCGACGGCAAGCUGCUGCCCAACGGGGACUACCUCAACAUGUCCCCCAGCGACGCGGGCACCACGGGCACCCCGCCCGACUUCUUCUCGGCCGCGGGGGAGACGCCGCGGGGCAUGCCCGGCUACUGCUACAGCUCUCUGCCCCGCUCCUACAAGGCCCCCCACGCCUGCCACGGCGACAGCGACCAGUACGUGCUCAUGAGCUCGCCUGUGGGCCGGGUCCUGGAGGAGGAGCAGCUGGAGCCGGCCCCCGGCCCCGCGCAGCCGGCCAGUGCCUUCCCGGCCGCGGCGGCUGGCAGCGGCCACCCCCCGCCCCCUCAUCCCGCCGUGCCUUCUCCCGGGAGGCUCGGCGGUGGCGGAGGCAGCCGCCCCGACGGCUUCCUGGCCCAGCGCUGCCGGGCAGUGAGGCCCACGCGCCUGUCCCUGGAGGGGCUGCCGGCCCUGCCCCGCAUGCACGAGUACCCGCUGCCCCCCGAGCCCAGGAGUCCAGGCGAGUACAUCAACAUCGACUUCGGGGAGGCCGGCGCGCGCCUGUCGCCGCCCGCGCCCCCACUCCUGGCCUCGGCCGCCUCGUCGUCCUCGCUGUUGUCCGCCAGCAGCCCGGCCUCGUCCCUGGGCUCUGGCACCCCGGGCACGAGCGGGGACAGCCGGCAGCGCUCCCCGCUCUCCGACUACAUGAACCUCGACUUCAGCUCGCCUAAGUCGCCGCAGCCGGGCGCCCAGGGCCGGGACCCCGUAGGCUCCUUGGACGCCCUGUUGUCCCCCGAGGCCUCCGUGUACCCGCCGCUGCCCCCGCGCCCGGCCGCCCCCUCCUCGGCCCUGCAGCCGCCGCCGCCGCCGCCCCCGCCAGGCGAGCUGUACCGCCUGCCUGCGGCACCCGCCUCCAAGGGCCCGGGCGCGGCCUCCUCUUUGUCCUCGGACACGGGGGACAACGGUGACUACACCGAGAUGGCCUUUGGCGUGGCCGCCACCCCGCCACAACCAAUUGUGGCGCCCCCAAAGCCCGACGGUGCCCGCGUGAGCAGCCCGGUGUCAGGCCUCAAGAGGCUGAGCCUCAUGGAUCAGGUGUCGGGGGUCGAGGCCUUCCUGCAGGCCGGCCAGCCCCCAGACCCGCACCGGGGGGCCAAGGUCAUCCGCGCGGACCCGCAGGGGGGCCGCCGCCGCCACAGCUCCGAGACCUUCUCCUCGACCACCACUGUGACCCCCGUGUCCCCGUCCUUCGCUCACACCCCCAAGCGUCACAACUCGGCCUCGGUGGAGAACGUCUCUCUCAGGAAAGGCAGCGAAGGAGGCGGCGGCGGGGGCAGCAGCGGCAUCCUGGGUGGGUGCGAUGAGCCCCCCUCGUCGCCCCGCCAGUUGCCCCCCCCGACACCUCAGCAGGCGCGGGCCUGGACGCCGGCUCAGCCCGGCGGCGGCCUGGUCGGCUGUCCCGGGGGCACCAGCUCACCGAUGCGCCGGGAGACCUCCACCGGCUUCCAGAACGGCCUCAACUACAUCGCCAUCGACGUGAGGGACGAGCCGGGGCUGUCGCCGCCCCUGCAGCAGCACCCGCACGCGCAGACGGGCGACAGGAGCGCCUGGGGCCGCACCCGGAGCCUCGGGGGUCUCAUCAGCGCCGUGGGCGCCGGCAGCCCUGCCGCGGUGUGCGGAGGGCCGGGCCCUGGCGCCCUGCCCGCGGCCAACGCCUACGCCAGCAUCGACUUCUUGACGCAUCACCUGAAGGAGGCCACGGUGGUGAAAGAGUGAAGACCUGUCCAGCUUCAUUCCCGUGACGACACGCAUCACAGAAAACCAUGGGAGGAAGAUGCUCAGCGUUUUUUUUUUUUUUUUAAACACAUCGGAAGCUGCUUGCCAUUUCCUUUUGGAUCUGAGCGAUCGUCGCGUGUGGAUGCGCCUGUGACCCAGUUGGACGUGGACGCUGCCGUCUCCCCAGUCUCCAGGGGCUGGGGGUGCAGUCUUCCUCCUCGAGUUUGGUUUUCGACAACAUGAGCGGAAGGAGCAACUCACGAGAAGGUCGGACAGUCUUGGUUGUGGCCAGUGUCUGUUUCUCCUCGCCCUCGUUUUGACGCAGCAGAUGUAUCCCGCAGCAUGCUAGGAGAUUCUCCCAGCUCACAUUCAAGUGGUAAAAUCUGGUGUUUACGGACAUCCGCUCAAAACUACCACCGUCCUACCUCAGUCCCAGGUGAAGCCGGGUCGGCAUGGUUGGUGGGGGGAGUCCCCCUCUGCUGGCUGAGUCUCCAGCGCGGUCAUCUGCCUUAUCCCCCAGCCCCGGACACAGCUGCUCAUCGAAGUCCAGCCCAGGGACCCAUGUGUUUACUCCCACACAGAGCCCUGCGCGGGACUGACGUCUCUCCACGGAGAUGCAACUUCAGAUUGGACUCCGAAGAUGGAUGGAUAAAUAAUAAUUAUUAUAUGUAACGGAAGCAAGCUACUUUUGCAAAUCAUCAACUGUACGGGGUGGGGGAGGGUGGGAGGGGCAGGGUCUGGGAAGGCCGGGUGGGGGAUGGGGGUGAGUAUCUCUUUUUACCUUUAAGAGACUUGCUCAAGCUUCUCUCUGUAGAUGUUUAUGUAGGCACUUCAGAUUGCAGACACCUUUGAUCCUAUUGACAAGCUCAAACGUCUCUGCUGUCCUUAACCUUGAGCUUGCAUUUCUCUAACCAAAAAUUCACGUAGGCAUGCGAGCCGUUCCAAGAUGGGGGGUCACGGGUUUGGCAGGUCUCUUCUAAAAUGUAUUAUCUUGACGACAACGCACUCGUGUCGGGCCACGAGGCUUUCCCAAACGACGACAAAGACGCAGAAAAGAAAAAGGAGCUGAUACAGAAGGCAUCCUGGAACACAGAGAAAGCAAAGCAAUCUCACAGCGCAUGUCACUUGUCAGAGAAGUUCCCGACAAGGCGGCCCCUCUUGCUGUGUGUCUUCAGGGUUCCGGAAACACCAGUGUUGUGGCGAUCGCCGAGGGUGUCCCCAAGAACCGCCGCCCUUGAGCUGCAGAGUGUCAGGUCACCUCCGUGCUCCCUGGACGCACAGGGAGGGGGCUGCAGGGCCCCCCACUCCCACGGGCUCAUCCUCAGUGCCUCUUCUCUGAGAGUCCUGUAGACGUUACAUGAAUUCGUUGGAGAUACGAGUUGGGGUGUUUUUUUUUUUUUUGUGGGAGGGUGGUAGGGGGAGAAAAAUAUAUAUAUAAAUAUAUAGAUAUAUAUCAGUAUAGAGUAAUGCAUUCAUAAAAUGAGGCUUUUCUAGAGGAAGACCAAAAAGAUUCAAUGUCUUAAACCUAUAUUUAAUCGCAAUGCAAACGUCUUUCUCCUUCCAUGCUGACCUUUCAGAACAGAGGAUUGUAUCGCAAGACAAAGUUGAAUGUAAUGUGGCCGCCCUGGACGUUGCUCGUCUCACGCUUCUGGAAUCACACAGCGCAACCCGUGCACAGACCGUCUGAUGUUGGUUUGAAGGUCAUUUUCAGCGUGUAAUAUAGAGAGACUUUAUGGAAAAGAUGUAUAAAGUGUCCUAAAGUUUUGGUUUAGUUCUGGGACUCGGGAUGGAUGGAGUCGCUAUGGGAACCGCCCCUCCCCGCAGGACUGGUUGUGGACAAUGCCGGAUGCAGCGUCAGACUCCCCUCCCCGCGUGGUCCUGCCACCCUCCCCGUGGUCAUGUUCCUCUUGCCGCUUCAAACGAGCGACAUAAAAAAGUUGAUAAUAUACUAAAUUUUCUUCUGUACAUUUCAAAAAAAUUUAAAAAAAGGCAUAUGCAAUAUUUACAUUUUAAAUUUAGUUUACAGAAUGGAACCAAAAUGUAUAAAUGUUAUGUUUGUUAAAACUUCACAAUGUAUAUUGGGUCUUUGUACAUUUUGCCUGACUUACCUUAAAUUUAAAAUAUUUUUUGCUAUAUAAACUCUAACAGUUAGGACACAGUGUUUUCUUUUCGGGGGUACGCAUUGUUUCUGGAGCUCGAGAUGUUAAAUAUAUUUCCUGCUAUCGUGACAUGACGAAAGACUGACCUCUGCUGUCUUCCACCACCUCCGCUGUACAUAAGGACCGACAUGGCACCGGACUCCACGGAACUAGACUAGUGCAUUGUAUUCAGUCUGUAUUGAUCAUGGAUGCUCUCCUUAAUAGCCAUAUGCAAUACAAUAAAAUGCAUUAUUUAUGAAAUGAA